CGACCCAUUACCAUCGAUGGCUGAAGGGGCUUGAACAACAUAGAUUGGUUUGAAAUACCUGAAAAUACUCUAUUUACAAUUAGAAACAGUCUGAAAGGAAACGACAGACACAUCAUUCAUGAAUUCUGAAGCCAAGGACUUGGAUUUGCGAAAGGGCGAUGCAGAACAGCGGCCACACUUUGAGGCAGUGACCACUUUGGCAGACUCGCAGGCGAUUCGGAGUGUCGAUUUUCAUCCAAAUGGAAAGUUGUACGCGGUGGGUUCCAACUCCAAGACGUUUCGCAUCUGCCAGUAUCCACAACUUUCCAAGCUAAGAAAUGGCCAGCAGGCGGCAGUGUAUCCCCCCUCCGUUCUGUGCAAGCGAACGAAACACCAUCGAGGAUCAAUCUACUGCACUUGCUGGUCCAGGGACGGCGAGAUAAUUGCCACAGGAUCAAAUGAUAAAACCAUCAAGUAUAUGAGAUUUAACAACGACACAAACCAGCUGGUGGGUCACGAGAUGGAGCUGAAUAUGCACGAUGGAACUGUACGCGACAUGUGCUUCCUGGACGACUCCUCCACAAAGUCCCGCCUCCUAGUGAGCGGUGGUGCUGGUGACUGCAAGAUCUACAUAACGGACUGUGUUUCAGGAACCCCGUUUCAGGCGUUCAGUGGCCAUUCCGGUCAUAUAUUGUCACUGUUCAGCUGGAACAAUGCAAUGUUCGUGUCUGGAUCACAGGAUCAAACGAUACGCUUUUGGGAUCUUCGAGUGAACGUUUCGGUAAACACCUUGGAGCAUGAGCGUAAAGAUGGCACACUGGAAAACUCUGCUGUGACAGCCGUUUGCGUGGAUCCCACAGGCAGGCUUCUCGUAUCGGGACACGCGGAUAGCUCGUGCGUACUGUAUGACAUUCGUGGAAAUCGGCCAAUACAGCGGUUUUAUCCACACAGCGCUGAAAUAAGGUGCGUUCGGUUUUCUCCCUCCGCCUAUUACAUGCUGACUUGCAGCUACGACAAUUCCAUUAAGCUCACAGAUCUGCAAGGUGAUCUGGCACAUGAGCUGUCCUCCGUGGUGGUGGCGGAGCAUAAGGACAAAGCAAUAACCAUUCGAUGGCAUCCAACAGAAUUUUCCUUCAUCUCAACAUCAGCGGACAAAACAGCUACAUUAUGGGCCUUGCCGCCCUCGUAACGGAGAUGUUUCUCCAAAUUUCACGGACCACUAGCAAAUGCCUUCAUUUCGUUGUCAAUGCUGCAUUUUAGCAGAAGGAAGCAAUGCAUUUGCUGAUCAGACUGAUCUAAUUUAUGAAAGACACACAGAGCGUGCUCGCGUAACUAAUUUAAAACUAGAACUUUACCGAUCAUGAAAUCCGGCCAAAGGCUUUGCAAUAUGUUACUGGGCGCAAUGCAAUCGUUAUUUAACCCUUUUGGAAAUGAUAAAUAAACAAAAUAUUCACUUCGAAUUACUAUUGAAUACCCAAAGUAAAGUUAAAUAAAAGGAGCAGGCUUUAAGUUUUA
Messenger RNA from Drosophila subobscura, 1494 nucleotides. RefSeq names its product WD repeat-containing protein 47. The record is from RefSeq and is a predicted model, not a curated record. Bases 119 to 1168 code for a protein of 349 amino acids. NCBI's taxonomy places the organism in Eukaryota, Metazoa, Arthropoda, Insecta, Diptera, Drosophilidae. Gene Ontology annotation, molecular function: protein binding. The transcript has 5 exons.